AUGGUACCGACACCUCAAGAGCUAGCUGUAUCUCAGUACGAAAGGGAGGAAUACCUCAAAUCCGGAGAAAGAAUUGUUAUUUCCGGAAUGUCAGGUCUCUUUCCUGAUUCCAACCAUGUAAAGGAUCUUGCUGACAUUUUAUAUAACAAGAAAAAUCCUGUUUCAUCGAAUCCACGGUGGAACUAUAAUCACCCUGAAGUCGCACAAUAUGCUGGCCGAAUACCAGAUUUGGAUCUGUUUGAUGCCCAGUUCUUCAAGGUUCACUAUCGUCUGGGACACACAAUGGACCCGAUGGCUCGCAAGGUUCUUGAACAAGCAUACCAAGCGAUAUACGAUGCGGGUGUGAACCCGGAACAUUUCUCAGGAAAAAAAGUUGGAGUGUACAUAGGCACUUGUUUUUCUGAAACUGAGAAGACUUGCUUCUACAAGUCACGAUCUGCAAAUGGGCUCGGUAUCGCUGGAUGCAAUAAAUCAAUGUUCGCAAAUCGCAUAUCCUACUGGCUAAAUGUCAAGGGGCCAUCGAUGACUAUCGACUCGUCCUGCUGCAGCUCUAUUACGGCUCUGGAACAAGCUUACCUCGCGAUGACCCGUGGAGAGUGUGAGGCAGCUAUUGUUGGCAGUGGAAAUGUUUGUUUGCAUCCUCAAGUACCGGUGCAUUAUGGAAGGAUUGUGACCAUUAGUGAGGAUGGUAAAACCAAAUCUUUCGACGAGAAUGCGUCUGGUUGCGUAAAAACUGAAGCUAUUAAUGUUUUGUUUCUCCAGAAGGCUAAGGAUGCUUUGCGAAUCUACGCCGAUGUUGUCCACGUAAAAUGCGAGUAUCAACGCCUUAUGGAAGGCAAAACAGGUUCCAAAUUUGGAUUCUUUCGCGAUCCUGUGAAGUUGUCUGAAUUUUUAAAAAACUUUUACGAAGAAUCAAAAGUACCACCUCAGGCUAUUGAAUACGUUGAAGCAUUUGGUUCAGCUGUACCUGAAGCUGAUAAAAGUGAAUUAGAGGCGAUUGAUGCUGUAUUUUGCAAGGAUAGAAAAAAACAACUUCUUGUCGGUAGUGUUAUGUCUAAUAUUGGCUAUGGUGAAGCCGCAUCUGGAAUUUCUGCGGUUAUAAAGGUUCUUUUGGGGUACCACAAAGGCGAGUUGGCAGCAAAUCUAUUCUGUGAAACGCCAAGACGUGAUGUUGAAGCGUUGCGUGAAGGACGCAUGCGCAUCGUUACCGAGCAUCAACCAUUUGGCCGUACCUAUACUGCCGUAAAUGGCUUAUCUCUUACUGGAAUCAAUUCCCAUACACUCUUAUAUGGUCAUUACAAACCUAAGGAUUUAUCUCGAUACAAGUCAAACAUACCGCACUUAGUAACAAUUUCUGCGCGCCAAGACUCAUCGGUUCAGAAAAUUCUAGACGAUUUAAAAUCCCGACCUAUCGAUCCUGAAGAGCUUGCGUUAUUGCAUAACAUCCAUCAGACAAAAAUUUCUGGUCAUAUGGGCAGGGGAUUUACUAUAUUAGAUACAAACGCAGACCAGCAGACAGUAAGCCUAUGUGAAAAAGUGGAUUAUUUUGACAACGCAAAAAGACCUCUGUGGUUUGUUUAA
Messenger RNA from Parnassius mnemosyne (clouded apollo), 1581 nucleotides. The record is from the annotation of a GenBank genome assembly. Lineage: Eukaryota; Metazoa; Arthropoda; Insecta; Lepidoptera; Papilionidae.